This is a messenger RNA of Aspergillus caelatus, 4728 nucleotides long. Its product is annotated as NACHT and WD repeat domain-containing protein. The record is from RefSeq and is a predicted model, not a curated record. Gene Ontology annotation, molecular function: protein binding. The transcript has 3 exons. Bases 1 to 4728 code for a protein of 1575 amino acids. Lineage: Eukaryota; Fungi; Ascomycota; Eurotiomycetes; Eurotiales; Aspergillaceae.
AUGGGAUUCCAUAUCAAAAAGCUCUUCAGGAGGGGCCGCCCUAAGAAGUCAGAAAAGGAAACCGACAAUCCAAGCCAAGGCCAGGCGAAUACAAAUAGUGUAUCACCUAAUAGUGGUGCGUCGUCGGGCGCAGGCGCCCAUGCAGCUAUUGAAGAACCAGAGAAUAUUCCCCUGAAUCAAGAGCAAAGUUAUACGACAGAAAGUUCAGACUCGGCUCAGUCAGACCAACAGUAUUUGUGGAAGGCCGCCUAUGCGAACCUGGAUCCCGAGGACCAACACAGGUUGACGCUACUCCAUGAAUCAAACGGGGACAACCAUGUCAACCGCGAGUCUCAGAUGGUGGACACAGUAAAUAUGGUUAUUGAGACGACGAAGAAGCAGUACGAUGAGCAUCAAAGAAGGGGGUUGAAGAUCAAAAGAUCAAGAGGAGACGACAUCAACAUCCGAGAUUCUGCUCUCAAGAUAGUCAGUGCGACAUUGUCUUUCAGGGACAUCAUCAGUGCUGUUGCUGUUUUUGACCCCACAGGGUAUGCGGACAAAGUCUGGGGAUUAGUAUCGGUGGGACUAGGUAUGGUCCAGAAUCAUCAAGAUUUGCAAGCUUCAAUUUUCCAAGCGUCGGGGUUCCUCACAGAUGUUUUGAGUCGAUGCGCGUUUAUCGAGAUUGACUGCUCGGGCCGAAGCAGCAACCUCAGGAUGAAAGAGAUGCUCCGUAGUGCUAUCAUCCGUGUGUACACUUCCAUCCUACGUUAUUCAGCUAAGGUUAUGUCAACUCAACAAUCAGGGGCUGGGAGAAAGUUUCUCCUAAGUGUGACAGACCUUACUGAUCAACCACUGAGCAUACUCAAGGCCGCCAUCAGCGAGGAGGAGGCGCAGUUAGAGAAAUGGGUCUCAAUUGAUCAACGACUGUUCUGGAAAGAAAAGGCCGAGGAUAUCCUUUGUCAAAUUGACAACGUGCUAAGCGGCAUCCAGGAUAUUAGUCGAGAGUUGGAACUCUGUCAACUAACUAUGGCGGACGGUGCUGCUUUUGAUUCGUACAAAAAUCAACAUGAGGUUGAGUGUCUCCCAGGAACUAGAACAGAUCUGUUGAAGCAUAUCACAGACUGGUCACACCUCUCCCAGAGCGAACGUAUCUUUUGGUUAAAUGGAAUGGCCGGAACAGGUAAAUCUACUGUUUCACGUACAGUUUGCAGACUGCUCCAGGAAAAUGGCCUUCUAGGGGCAAGUUUCUUCUUUAAGAGAGGAAAGACGGACUGUGGGACAGCUGAAAAGCUCUUUCCGACCAUAGUACGACAACUGAUUAUUCAUGAACCUCGGCUGAUACCCAGCAUCAGAGGGGCAAUUCAGAGAGAUCCUUCUAUAUCUACGAAAUCUCUCGUAGAGCAGUUCAACAGGUUACUGCUUGAGCCGCUAUCCACCAUCAAGGAUGACGGAGCCGGAGACUCAGUUCUGGUAAUAGUGAUUGAUGCGUUGGAUGAAUGUGAUUCGGAAAAUGAUAUUGAGCUUUUACUUCGCCUUUUGCCCAUGAUGCCACCGUCAAGUUCGAUAUCCAUUCGAAUCUUCCUGACCAGCCGCCCAGAGCUCCCAAUCCGUCAGGGAUUCGAUAGUGUUUCGAGGGACGCUCAUCGUGAUUUCAGCAUCCAUCAGAUUGUAGAGUCUUCCGUUAAGAACGAUAUCUUGCUGUUCAUAUCUGAUAGAUUCGAAGAAAUAAGACGAAAACACUCGCUUCCUCAAGAAUGGCCCGGAGAGAAGACAAUUCUGGACUUGGUCAACGUCGCGAGUCCAUUAUUCAUCUCAGCCGCUACUAUGUGUCGCUUUAUUGCAGAUAGAAAAUGGGACCCAGAGAAACGCCUAGCCCUUGUUCUAGGAUCAGGAACCCGGUCGGACACAGCUACAAGUCAUAUCUCAAAACUUGAGCAUACUUAUAUUCCGGUCUUCGAGCAAAUUCUCCGUAGCGGAGACGAGGACGAAGAUGAAGACGAGAGAGAGCAGCUGAUUCAUGAAUAUCGUGUGAUUGUUGGCACAAUCAUCACCCUUGCCAAUCCGCUUUCACUCAUAUCCCUAGCAAGCCUCCUAGAGAUCCCGUCCAGUGAUGUGAAUCGUAGAUUGGACUUUCUACAUUCGGUUUUGAGCAUCCCCAAUGACCAAGAUACUCCUAUACAGAUAUUUCAUCAAUCAUUUCGGGACUUUCUUCUUCAUCCCAAGAUCCGUACAAAGACUGAUUUCUGGAUUGAUGAGAAGCAGACGCAGAAGGAGACAUUACUCAGAUGCAUUAAUGUGAUGACCAGAGCAAAGGGCGGACUUUCUAGAAAUAUUUGUCAAUUGCCAAAUGACGGAGUAUUGCGAGAUGAGAUAAGUGACAAAGUCAUCAGGGACCAUAUUCCAGCAGAACUUCAGUACUCGUGUCAUUACUGGAUACAGCACCUAGAGCGGGGAAGCUAUCGCAUUACCGAUCAAGAUGAUAUCCACAAUUUUUUGGAAACACAUUUCCUCCACUGGUUGGAAGCAAUGAGUAUCCUGGGCUUGGCAUCAGAGAUUGUGAGCGGCAUCAGGACAUUACAAACCUCAGUGCAGCCUGAUUCUUGUUCAAAAGUAUCAGCAUUCCUUUACGAUGCAAAUCGCUUCAUUUUAAAGAACAUAUGGAUUGCCAACACUGCACCCCUUCAGUUCUACUCCGCUGCCCUGAUAUUUGCACCGCGAAUGUCUGUUGUGAGGAAGACAUUCCAGAGUGAGAUAUCUAGGCAAUUUGUCACAUUGCCUAGAGUGGAACUAAAUUGGGAUUCACAACUCCUGACUUUGGAACAUACUAAGGAUGUGAAUGUAGUGGCAUUCUCGCCAGACGGUAGACUGGUAGCCUCUGGUUCUAACGAUUACACUGUGAAGCUCUGGGAUCCAAAAACAGGGCUUUUACUACACACGUUUAACCACAACUAUGACGUGUCAGCCGUGGCAUUCACAACGGAUAGUAAGUUGGUGGCGUCCAGCUCUGAUGAGCAUAUCCAGCUGUGGGAUAUUGCUGUAGGCGCACUGCAGAGAACUCUGUCAGACCACACUUCUACCGUAACAGCACUGGCGUUCUCACCAGAUGGUAAGCGACUGGUCUCGGGGUCCAACGAUAAUACAAUCAAUAUUUGGGAUCUAGCUACCUAUGCAGUAUUACAAACUCUGAAGGGCCAUGGGGAUUUCGUUGAAGAAGUGUCAAUUUCACCAAAUGGAAAGCUUAUAGCAUCCGGCUCUUUGGAUUGUACGGUCAGGAUUUGGGACUUGGAUACAGGAGCCCUGCUGUGGACCUCUGAGCACGACGACUUUGUCAGAGGGGUGAGAUUUUCACCCAAUAACGAGCUCGUAAUCUCGGGCUUUAAGAGCGGAACAGUGCGGUUAUGGGAUGCUGCCACAGGCAGACCGAGAAAAACUUUUAGUGCCGGCCGGAUUUCUUCUUUGGCAUUUUCGCCCGAUGGAAGGCUGGCGACUGCUGGCGGUCAGGAUCUCCAAUUAUGGGACAAGCCCAUGGACAGGCCGAUUCAAACGUUUGAGGGCCAUGCUCGCGAAAUCUUUGGAGUAACCUUCUCACCACAUGGUGAGCUGCUAGUGUCAUGUUCUGCGGAUGGUACUGUACGGGUCUGGGACACAAACCUGGUUGCAGCGCACAAAGCUCUCCGAAAACAUUCCUAUGAGGUCGCUGCCACUAGAAUCUCGCCAGAUGGCAAACUUCUAGGGUCAGGUUCCACUGAUUAUAAGAUUCAACUAUGGGACAUUGCAACAGGCAUGGCACUACAUAUACUGGAUGAUUACUCAGGAAAGUCAAACACAUUCGCCUUUUCACCAGACAGCAGUCUGGUGACUUUUCGCCUGAAAUCUGACAGCACUUGUAUUCAGUUGUGGAGCACGGUUACAGGUGAGCUUUACCAAACACUCGGAGAUCAUCCGAGUGCGGUUGAUCGUGUCAUAUUUUCUCCCAAUUAUCAACAGCUGGCCUCAAUCGACGAAGAAUGGACAAUUACCCUAUGGGACAUAAAAACAGGAGAACGACUCUAUUCCCUGGACGGAGGUGGGAGUUGGGUGUGUAUAGCAUUCUCACCAAGUGGCACAAAGCUAGCAUCAAGCUCGGGUGAUGUGCUGCGGGUGUGGGAUACAAACACAGGCACAUUACAGCAAGAGCUAAAAGGAGACAAACACAAAAUCACAGCGGUGGCAUUUACAGGCGAUGAAAAGUUCAUAGCAACAGGCUCUAUUGACGCAAAAGUCCGCAUUUGGGAUUUAGCCACAGACACACUAUCUCAAACUUUCCAGGAUUGCGGAGCAAUCAAUCAACUAGCUAUCUCUCCAAAUGGGAGAUUCGUCGUAUCAGGGACGCUUUCCCAAACAAUUCGUCUAUGGGAUAGGGACACCGAAGAACUGAUCUAUUCUUCUAAUGGUAAAUCUACUCAUUAUCGAAACGGAAUUGGUCAGUUGCGCUUUUCAUCUGAUGACAACUAUGUGGAAGCGGACUUUGGUACAAUUCGUAUUGGUCCAAGUCGAAAUGCCGGAGAUGCCAGCUUCUUACCUCGGCGAAAAGAUAUGGUAUUGGGUGACCAAUGGUUAUACGUUGGACAAGAAAGGGCUCUUUGGUUGCCAGUUGAGUACCGACCAAAAGUAGCAGCCUACCACAACGGUACAAUUGGCAUCGGAAAUGUAUCUGGUCUAGUAUCAAUCAUCGGUGUCGAUAUCGAUAAAACGGAUGGCCAUGCUUGA